Molecule: messenger RNA, 438 nt
Organism: Colletotrichum orchidophilum
Lineage: Eukaryota; Fungi; Ascomycota; Sordariomycetes; Glomerellales; Glomerellaceae
Exons: 1
Coding region: 1-438 (145 amino acids)
Source: RefSeq, a predicted model, not a curated record
AUGUCCUUGCCAUGCCUAUCUUCUUCUCUCUCCAUGCCAUGCUCCCAUCCAAUCCACUUUGAGGUCCCGCAUUGCCCAUCUCCAAGUCUCCAUCCCAUCCCAUCCAACCCACGUCCCAUCCAACCCACGUCCCAUCCCAUCACCCAUCACCCAUCACCCGUCGUCCAUCACCCAUCCCCUAUCCCACUCGUCCGAUUCUGUGGUCCACAGUCCACAGGCCAUAGGCCACAGUCCACAGCUCUCGGACGGCACCGUCGAUGGGGAAGGAGGGGAGCAACAAGAAAAAAGAGCCAAGACCCCGGAGGAUAUAUCAAGAAAGAGCCCCUGUGCCCUGCCGGCUGCGUUUUCCACUUGAAAUCGUCCGUCCCGCCAUUACUGUUGCUGUAUUCGUGCGCCUUGCCCUCACUUCCGUUGGAGAUUGAUGAAGUCCGGGUUUGA